AUGACCUUACCUAAAAACUCUGUUUCUCAUACUAUAAACACACCACUUGGUGUUUUGAAUGGUAUUUCUUCUAUUGAUCCAGUUUCCGAUAAAAUAAAGAAUCACCGAUUUGCAAAAAUCCCUUAUGCUCAACCCUUUUCACAACACAAUAGAUGGAAAAGACCAGUCAAACUUCCUUCCAACUAUGACUAUUCUGGAAAUUACUAUGAAAUGGGACUUAAAGCACCUCAAUCUCUGAUUGAAGAUGAGAAAUUAUCUAGUAUCUGUGCACCAGGUGAUGCCGAUGAAAAUAUCAACUACUUAAACAUUUGGAUACCUGCUUCAAAGGAUAAACCAGUUGAUGGAUGGCCCGUGUUUAUUUAUAUUCAUGGUGGUUUCUUGAAGUAUGGUAGUCCAGGUAGAUUUCCAGACCCAAAGGAAUUACAAAGUCAUGAUUUCUUAGGUAAGUACAUUAUCGUUUCAAUUGGAUACAGAUUGAACAUUUUGGGGUUCUUAAAUAGUACAGAAUUAUUAUCAGUAGAUAGCGAAUGUUCUAAUCUUGGAUUUUGGGAUCAAAGGUUAGCUAUCGAAUGGGUAUAUGAUAAUAUUAAGUAUUUUGAAGGGAAUAAUUCAAAGAUAACUGUUGGAGGGUUGAGCGCUGGAUCGUAUUCAACCUUCUUUCAACUUGCUUACGAAUUGUAUCAUCCUGAGGUUACUCAAGUGAUAAAGCAAGUGGUUCAGUUUUCCAAUGCAUUUGCAAUGCAACCGAAAACUAUUUCUGAAGUUAACAAGCAAUAUUACGAUGUAUUGGAUAACUUAGGUAUCUCAAGAAAUUUAUCUCCAGAAUUACAGUUGCAGCAGUUAAGAGAACAAGAUGUAAACACUCUUGUUUCAAUCAUCCCAAAGUUGAAGUACCAUACAUUCAGAGCUGUUACUGAUAACAACUUCGUUGCAGAAAGUUUAUUAUCUGAUUUGGUGAAUGGACAAUUCAGUCAACUUUUGAUGAAGAGGAAGCCUGGAUUUAGAAUGGUGAUAGGUGAGGUUGCAAAUGAACCAUACUUAUAUUCUUUAUUAGAUACACCAAUUGAUGAGAUGGAUUUAAAACUUCAGUUGGAGAAUUAUUAUCCUGCAAGAACUGUUCAGUCACUCAUUGAUUUGUACCCUAAAAUACCCCAGAGUUUACCAGAGGCUGAAUAUAGGGAACAGUUACAACACUUGUUUGGUCGCAUUGUUGCAGACUCUCAAAUCUAUGCUUCUACAAGAGGCUUUAUCCAUUGGUUGGUCGAAAACGGUUACCCCAAGGAAAAUAUUUUCCGUUACCGUGUAGGAUAUAGGCAAAAACGUCUUGAUAAGAGUGUUGACCCUAAAUUAGGUGCCAUUCAUGGGUCUGAUCUUGCCGUUUGGUUUUCAGUACGAAGUUCAAGUGAAUGCGAAAAAAAUAUUAUUGAAUCAUUUUUACGACCAUUCAAUAAGAUUCUCAAUUUUGAAGAUCAAAAAUCAAUUGAAUGGGGAACUUUGAGUGAAAAGGAAUACCGUUUUAUUUCACCUGGUGGUGAAGUGAAUAUUGUGUCGGAUGCUGAUUGGGAUUGGGGUGUACAUGUGUCCAAUACUUUGUACCUCGCACAAUCCAGUUAG
This is a messenger RNA of [Candida] anglica, 1614 nucleotides long. The record is from the annotation of a GenBank genome assembly. NCBI's taxonomy places the organism in Eukaryota, Fungi, Ascomycota, Pichiomycetes, Serinales, Debaryomycetaceae.